UCACGUGUGUGAAUCGUUGCGAAUAUAUAGAGUUCAUUUUAUACUAUUAUAUAUCAUGUGACAUAAUAUAAAGCCAUAUAUUAACAUAAAUGGUUGUUCAUUCAUUUGUCCUCAGAAGUUUAGAACUUAGAAGUGUACUAUGGUAGCUAAAAAUUUGUGCUAAAAUUGACUCAACAGUGUCAACCAGCUUCUAUGAUUCUAAAUUGUGGUCCGUAACUGCAAUUCCAGACGUAAUUCAAAGGUUUUAGAGGUCUUUCCGCUGUAUUUGACUGCAAUGUCGAUGUUUGCAGCAUAACUGUAACCGCGGCCACAACUGCGACUUAGAACUAUUGUCUACCUUUUGAGUUGAGGAGGGAAAAGGUUACAUAGAUUGAGAUGGAAGGGAGAGGGUUUUAUAGCUUAUACAAGAAUUCAAGUGAGGAACUUUUCUUGAAAACAUUGAUGGAUAACCCUAUUGGAGUACCAAUACCGACCAUGGACAUGCCGAGUUUCAAGGCUGUUUCUCAAAGUUUUAGAACAGACAGUGAGGAACUCUUCAAAAAGUGGUUAACAAAUGAAGAGGGAUACAAUUCAUCAAGCAAAGGGCUUCAUAGUAAACUAUCACAGAGAAUGUCAUAUGAACUAUCUAAUUUGUCCAAUAUGCAAAAUAUGUCUGUAAUAUCCGAGGGAAGAAUUAUGCAAGACGAUCCUAAGGCGAAUGAUUAUUCAACUGAUUUCAAUCAAUUUCCUUUAGGAGAACCUGUUGAUGAAGUUCAACAAUCUAGUAACUUGUUUCUUGCCAAGGCUUGGUUUCUAAGCGAUCAACGAAUGACAAGAAGUCGAUCUUCUGAAUUGAGGCAAAGGUAUUGUCAGAUGCACAAUGCUCAAGUAGCACAAGGAAUAGAAUCCGUUCACAUGUUGGCUACUCAGAAUGGCAAUAACACUCAACAAGAAGUUUCAAAUUUAAAUGGUUUUAACCACCUUAAUCAAAAGGGUGCAUUCACAUCUCCAUCGAAUUCGUCUUCGUCAACGUUCAAUACACAUCAAUUGAAUGAUAACACAGAUAAAAUCUCUUCGUAUGUAAAUAUGCUGAAAGAUACAUUAGAACAUAAGCGACUUACCAGCCAAAUAGCGAAACAAGGCGUGGAAGAUAACUCAAAUGAACUUUUCAAUCCUCAAGAAGAUUAUUUCCUCCAAACUAGCUUUGAUGAAGGGAAUGAAAAUUGGAACCAUCAAAAUCCAAUAUAUGUCGAAGGAUCCUCUACUAUUCAAGUUAAGGAUCAUGAAGUCAUGCAAACACUUGAAGCAUCCAUAAACCUAAUUGACUUGGAUGGUUUAGCAAAUCAAACAAAUCCAAUAUAUUUGAGCUCAGCUUCUCCAAGUGAAUCUUCUAUUGCUGCAACAUUAGUCUCUACUGGUUUCGAUGGAUGCGACGGUCCAUGCAUAUCAAGCCAAACUCUUUGUGAAAGCUCAUGGAAUAAAGUUGGAGGAAGUGCAAGUUUGGAAAAUAGAGUCAGAGGUUUCAGAGAACAAAAAAUUGAUAAUCUAAAAGAUGAUAGAGAGAAGAGAAGUCUAGAAAGAUAUGCAUCUGUAACGUCAGAGGACAAGGAGAAUGCCACAAAAAGACGUAGGGUGGAGCGAGCACGAAAAAUGGCAGAGGCAAAGGAAAGGAAUUUGAUACCAUCCAUUCCCCCUGAUAUGCAAGCUGUCUUGAAGCGAUGUGAAGACCUUGAGAAGGAAGUUCGAUCGUUAAAGCUUAAUUUAUCCUUCAUGAACAGGAAAGAUUCUGAACAAACAAAGCAGAUAGAGGACCUUCAUAAGCAAAAUGAGGAUUUGACUGAUGAAAAAGAACACCUUCUGGAAGAGAUUGAAACAUUAGUAUCAAAAAAUGGAAAACUCUAAUGUUGUGUUUCGUAUUUAUUCCUUUCAACUAAGUCAAUUACAUUCUACAUAUUCAUCUUGUUAUACAACAGUCAAGAAUUCAUUCUCUUAUUGACCAUGAGAACAAUAGUUGGAACCACCAAUUGAUUUCGUAUUAUUUUGA
This is a messenger RNA of Medicago truncatula (barrel medic), 2023 nucleotides long. Its product is annotated as protein CYCLOPS. Gene Ontology annotation, biological process: arbuscular mycorrhizal association. Gene Ontology annotation, cellular component: nucleus. The transcript has 10 exons. Bases 376 to 1881 code for a protein of 501 amino acids. NCBI's taxonomy places the organism in Eukaryota, Viridiplantae, Streptophyta, Magnoliopsida, Fabales, Fabaceae. The record is from RefSeq and is a predicted model, not a curated record. Gene Ontology annotation, molecular function: sequence-specific DNA binding.